AUGGUGAUCAACUACAGCAAAUGGGACGCCCUGGAGCUCUCUGACGACAGCGACAUCGAAGUACACCCCAACGUGGACAAAAAGUCCUUUAUCCGCGCAAAGCAAGCCCAAAUACACCAGGAACGCGACCAUCGCCGCCACCAAAUACGCACCCUCAAGUACGAGCGCAUCAUCAACGAUGGCCUCACCGAACGCGUCGACCGUCUCCUCACCGCGCUCAAGUCGCACAAGGACAAGCAGGCCGAGGGAAAUGGCGCAAAUGACGACCAGCUCGUCUUCCAGGCCAUGAUGGAGAGCAUGAUGGACAUGAAGAUCGACAAGGACGGCGGCUCAGAUCGGCCGCCACCACCACCAGAGGGCGUUCACGAGCAUAUCAAGGACAAGCCCACGUACCCACAGAUGAUGGCGAGUCUGGUAGACGCGGUCAAGAAGGACAUUGACGAGCAGAAGAGCGACGAGCCACGGUACACACUAUUCAUACAAGGGUUAGAGAAGGAGAAGGCGCGCAUACAAGAUCUCCAGGGUCAAUUGCUGGCAAAGCUGGACGAGCUGGAGAAGGAGGACAAGAAGCACAUUACUAGCGAUGACAUCCACGAGGGCUUUAGCUACUCCAACGUCAAGAAGGCUGAAGAAGAGCAGAAGAAGAAGGCCGCCGCGUCGUCUUCGACAGUAGCGAAGAAGGAGCCCACAGUCGAACUGCUCAACAACCCGCAACGGCCCGCAGCCACCCGGACAGACACAGGUCAAUCAUCGGGCGCAGAUGGCGACAUUGAAGAAGGAAGCGUCGUUGAAGCCUCCCCAGAAGAUGACGACGACGACAUCACCGCCUCACCCCUCGCGCAACAAUUUGCGAAGAUAAAGGUCGGAGACUGGUAUGCAUGCCUACAAUUCCUGAUGGCGCACCCAGAGAUCCUAGCCGAAAAAGAGACCGACGGACUCCUCGUCGAAGCCUUCAAUUCCGAACUCGACGGCAAGCCAAAACACGCUCGACAGUGCGUGCACCAAGGUCUUCUACUGCAGUACUGCCGUCAACUUGGUGGCCGGCAAGGCGUGGAGCUCUUCUUCAAGCGCAUACAAACGAAAGACCACCAGGCCGGCAAGAUGUUCAACGACGAUGUGGAUUCUACAUACCACCGUAUCAAGACACGCGCUGCUGAGAUCCUGAAAGAACGCGCUGAGAACCCACAGUCGGAAGGUGCAGGUGUAGAGCAGAUCCAACUCCAUGCCGUAGACCCCAACACACAAAUCAACAUUUCUGUUCCGCCCAAGGAGUCGGUUGCUACAGACCCCCAAGAAAAAGAGGUAGAAGAGCAAGCAAGGCAGAUCUUCGAGAGCUUCCCACCAGGAUUGCAGCGGGCGCUUGAAAGCGGGAAACUGGACGAGGUAAACAAGGUGCUAGCCAAGAUGAGUGUGGAUGAGGCGGAAGAGGUGGUAGAGAAGCUGGGUCAGGGUGGCAUGUUAAGCCUCGAGGAGGGCGUUAUUGACGCAACUACCGAGGAGGGUCAGCAGAUUAUGGGCGAGAUUGAGAAGAACAGGAAGAUGCCAGGACAGGCGUGA
This is a messenger RNA of Alternaria burnsii, 1557 nucleotides long. Its product is annotated as hsp90 co-chaperone cdc37. Gene Ontology annotation, cellular component: cytoplasm. Gene Ontology annotation, biological process: protein folding; protein stabilization. Lineage: Eukaryota; Fungi; Ascomycota; Dothideomycetes; Pleosporales; Pleosporaceae. The coding region runs from base 1 to 1557 and encodes 518 amino acids. The transcript has 2 exons. The record is from RefSeq and is a predicted model, not a curated record. Gene Ontology annotation, molecular function: heat shock protein binding; protein-folding chaperone binding; protein kinase binding.